AAUAAUUAAUAACAAUUAAUUAAUUGAAAUUGUAGUCACAGAGCGCGGAAAUGUAAUAAAUCUCAUGUCAUCCCGCGAUUUUACAGGCCAUUACGAAUAAUUACGGGCGAUUGUUGGCAAAUCCGUUAAAUCCGAAAAUUCAUCAUGUUCUCUCGCGGAGAGAUCUGAAAUUACGCUAAACGUUAGCGCGUCGGAUUAUUUAAUUUAUUCAGCGUGAAUAUACAGGCUGAAUACAAAUAAAUCAUCUGCGUUCGUUUAAAAGCGCCGUUAAUAACACCGUAAGAAAUAUUGUCGAGGGACAUUAGUGCAGCAAUUUCGUUAACAUCUUCCUUUCCUUCUCCUCGAGGAAUUCAAAUCUAAUUCGGUCCUGCACGCUGUGACGAUAAGGGAUCCCCGUGUUAUAGCCUUUCUUUCACGAUCGCCGUAUCACAGUCGCCGGGCGUGAAUUCAUGCACCGCAACGCGCGAUUGUCGGCGCGGAGCCGCCGCACCGCAGCAUCGCGUCAUCAGUCAACCGAUGUCGGACAAUCAUUUCCGCUCUUCCGUCCGUAUAACCAUUAGCGGGACGACGGACACUAAUAACGUUGCUAUUUAUUCUGCACGCAACACGCCCGGCUUUCUCGGUUUAACCUCUUCACGGCGUGCAGCCCGGAAUGCAUCGUAGGUGCACGUCGACUAUUGAUCGACCGGUCGACAGUGCGCAAGUCAAAGGGACAUUCACGAACGCGAGCCACCCUCGCGGUCGUAGUACGUUUGCGUCGACAUUUGGCUGCCGUUAUACUUGUCGCACGGAGGCGCGAGUUCAUUACAAUGGUACUGGGUGAAACCGAUCUCGGCAAAUCGACGCUCGUAAACAGCCUCCUCCUCGGGGACCUGUGCAAAGAUCGGCAAUUUCCGGAUGCGACGGAUCGGAUGGCUAAGACCACCUAUCGAGAAAAAAAAGACAAUGGAUACGAAAAAGCGUGGCGUUCAGCUCCACUUAACGGCCGUAGAUACACCAGAUUACGACAGCGACAGCGAUGAGGAUGAAUUGACCAAUCAGAGUCGAUUGUUCAUCUCACUACACUCGAUUGUGAUUAGUCAAUUUCUUACGGCUUACGACUUACUACACUGCAUAUUAUAAAACCGGCCGAAGAGUUAAGCAGCAGAAUAAGAAGGUGAAUACCUGUAUAUUGUUGACAGUCGUUGGAAUUGGAAGUUCAAUCGUGCUGAAGGUUGCCGGAAAGAAAAUUCGCGGCCGGCAAUAUCCAAAAUCUUCAAGGAAAGUGCGAACGGAAAGCUUGCUACGGGAAGAUCUUGAAUUCGAACGGAAAUCGCGAGUGUGACAGUAUACAAACAAACUGUGUGGAGAAUCAAUACUGAGCGCGAUCGAACAGAGAGAACGGAAAAUUUUAACGAUUCUUAUAUAACGACAAAAUCAAGAGGCAUUCGAUAAAAUAUGACACGUGCCAGAUUUUUUCGCAAAAUCAGUGGCUUGCGUUUGCCACCAAGGGAACAGUGUCGUGCAAAUUCGGUCAUAACUUGUCCGAUCGAACAUAAUGAAACGAAAAAUAUAAACGAGAUGCAAUACGCACGGCCGACCGAAGAUAUUCCUGGACCAAAAGCGUUGCCCUUGCUUGGCAAUUGGUUUAGAUUCCUACCAUAUAUAGGUAAAUAUGCUAGGGAAGAUGUUUCAACGCAAUUACGGAUGUUGCGUGAUGAGUACGGCGAUAUCGUUAAAUUGGACAAGAUAGGAUUUCGUCGACCGACCAUCCUUCUAUUCUCACCGGAGCUGUGCAAAAAAAUGUAUCGGGUGGAAGGCAAGUGGCCGGUGCGGAUUACUAUGGAAACUCUACAUUACUAUCGCAAGAACAGGGAACAUAUCUACAACGGGCAGUACGGCAUCACAACAAGUCAGGGUAAAGCAUGGCAAGACAUUCGAUCAAAAGUUAAUCAGUUCAUGCUGCAACCGCGAAUAAUCAAAGUGCACGUGGAGCAGAUCAGCGAGAUAGCCAGCGAUUUCGUGGAGAGGAUGCGAGCACUGCGGGAUCCUGAGACCCUGGAAUUGCCGAGCGACUUCAACAACGAAUUACUAAAAUGGGCCUUAGAGUCAAUAUGUUCAACCGCGAUGGACUGCCGGCUAGGAUGCUUGAAGCCGAAUCUUGCUGCGGACUCGGACCCGCAAAUAAUGAUAAAUGGCUUGAGAGAGAUGUUCGAUACGAUAUACCGCAUGGAAAUGCAGACGUCUCUGUGGAAGAUAUACAAUACGCCCAAUCUCAAGAAGUUAUUCCGUGUGUUGGAUACGGUUUAUGAAAUUGCUAAUAAACACGUCGAGCGGGCUAAGACUAAGUAUGAAACAAUGGACAAUAGCACAAAUCAGCGUGACCAUAGGAUAUUAGAGAAACUUUUACGCAUUGACAAGCACACGGCACAAAUAGUGGCGCUCGAUAGUCUAAUGGCUGGUGUCGAUACGACUGGCAACGUAUUCGGCGGUUUAUUAUACUAUAUAGCGAAUAAUCCAGAGAAACAAGAAAAAUUGCGGGAAGAAGUAAUGUCCGUGUUACCGGACAAAACAUCGCGCGUUACGCCGAAAAUCCUAGAUCAAACGAGAUACGCUAAAGCCUGCAUCAAGGAAUCCCUUCGAUUCUUCUCCAUCACUCUAGUCGUUCUCAGAACUAUGCAAACAGACGUUUGUAUAGGAGGAUACAGAAUACCGGCAGGGUUCAACGUCCUCGCUUGUCAUUCUCUGAUCGCGCAAGAUCCCAGGCAGUUUUCACGAACGCAAGAAUAUAUUCCCGAGAGAUGGUUGCGGGACAACACCGAGUUCCCAUCAGCCAAGGAGGCGCAUCCCUUUGCGAGUAUGCCAUUCGGAUACGGCCCCCGCACCUGCAUCGGCCGGCGAUUGGCCGAAAUGGAGAUGGAGACGUUGCUGUUAACAAUCAUACGAAAUUUUCGAAUCGAAUGGCAUCACGGAUCGCUCGAGUACGAAAACCGAAUGAUAAAUACAUUGGUGACACCAUUACGAUUCAAGCUCAUCGAUUUGUAGAUCGUUACAAAUCAUUCCACGAUCGAUCCACAUGUGUCACAAAGAAAGUCAGAAAAGUGUCCUACCAACAUUUUAUCCGAUUUUUUUCUUUGAUAAUUAUAUGACAAAUGUCGGUGCUGCCACUGGUUGUACGAGGAUCUGACUGGAAGAAGCCCGACUGAGAAGUGGAGAGGAUACCAUCGGCCAACAACAAUUUUUACAAUUUUAAUCUAUGUCUACGAGGACAGAAAGUGCGACGCUUUACAGGAAUUUUUUAGCCUGAAAGCUAUAAAAUUUCAGUAUAAUAAAUUUGUAGAAAAGCGCGCAUACACUAGAUAUGUGUAUUUAUGUUUGAAUGACAUAAAAAUGUGACGAAUAUAUAAAAUUAUAUAAAUUGUAUAUAUAUCAUUGGAAUUUUCUGUAGCAAAUAUGUACCUUUUUAUACUCAUUUUUUAUCUACGACAGACUAGAAAAAGCAUAUUGUGACACAAUUUUAUACAUAUUUGUAUUGUUAAUAACAAGAAAGUUAAAAAGUUA
Wasmannia auropunctata (little fire ant) is the source of this 3540-nucleotide messenger RNA. RefSeq names its product cytochrome P450 CYP12A2-like. Gene Ontology annotation, molecular function: iron ion binding; heme binding; monooxygenase activity. The coding region runs from base 1438 to 3024 and encodes 528 amino acids. The transcript has 12 exons. The record is from RefSeq and is a predicted model, not a curated record. Lineage: Eukaryota; Metazoa; Arthropoda; Insecta; Hymenoptera; Formicidae.